This is a messenger RNA of Strongyloides ratti, 897 nucleotides long. RefSeq names its product GPN-loop GTPase 2. Gene Ontology annotation, molecular function: GTPase activity. Lineage: Eukaryota; Metazoa; Nematoda; Chromadorea; Rhabditida; Strongyloididae. The transcript has 4 exons. Gene Ontology annotation, cellular component: cytoplasm. Bases 1 to 897 code for a protein of 298 amino acids. The record is from RefSeq and is a predicted model, not a curated record.
AUGUAUAAAAAGGAAAAAAAAAAAGUAGCCACGGUUAGGAUAGUUUAUGUAUGUGGUUUAAGAAUUCAACUAUUUUUUAUGGUUUUAUACGGGCAACUUGUCAUUGGGGCACCUGGUGCUGGAAAAUCAACCUACUGUAGUGGGUUAGCUGAGAUAUUUGAAGCAUUAAAACGACCAUAUAAAAUAAUUAACCUUGAUCCUGCUAAUGAUCUUUUACCUUUUAAGGCUGAUAUAGAUAUUGGUGAAUUAAUAACUGUUGAAGAAGCAAUGAAAGAAAAGCAUUUGGGACCAAAUGGAGCAUUAAUUUAUUGUAUAAAAUAUUUAUAUGCAAAUUUAGAAUGGUUAAAGAAAAAAUUUGAGGUACUUGAUCAUUACUUAAUUAUUGAUAUGCCAGGACAACUAGAAUUAUACGCCACUCAUGAUGAUGUUAAAAAUAUAGUGAGAGAAAUGGAAAAAUGGGGAUUAAGAUUAUGUGCCGUACAUUUAAGUGACAGUUUAUAUGCUACUGAUCCAAGUAAAUUUGUAUCAGUUUUAUGUUCUGCACUAGCAAUUAUGGUAAACUUAGAAAUGCCACAAAUUAAUGUAUUAUCAAAAGUUGAUUUGUUAAAAGAAGACGAUGAAGAUUUACCUUAUGCAUGGGAUUUCUUUGAACGUCUACCAGAUUUAAAAUAUUUAGCUGACCUUCUUGAUAAUAUUGGACCAUUAAAGAAAUAUGGAGAAUUGAAUCAAAAACUUUGUGAAAUUGUUCAAGAUUACGAUCUUGUUUGUUUCCAGUCACUUUCUGUAUCUUCUAAAGAAAAAAUGCUUAACUUAAUAAAACAGGUUGACAAAGCUAAUGGAUUCGCACUUUUGGAUGUUGAUGAUAUUAGAAAUUAUACAUUUACCUCUAAUGAUUAA